AUGACACUCGAAUCAACGAUGAGAAUGUGUGGAACUUUGAAAAGAGGGUUGACAGCAAAGUUUGGUGGCCUAGCUGAACGAGCUACCUCCAAUUGCUUAAUAUUCUAUGAAGCUCGUGCUUUACCACACACGCACAAACGCAAAUACACGAAUUAG
Messenger RNA from Strongylus vulgaris, 156 nucleotides. The record is from the annotation of a GenBank genome assembly. NCBI's taxonomy places the organism in Eukaryota, Metazoa, Nematoda, Chromadorea, Rhabditida, Strongylidae.